Medicago truncatula (barrel medic) is the source of this 1750-nucleotide messenger RNA. RefSeq lists its product as uncharacterized. Bases 100 to 1371 code for a protein of 423 amino acids. Lineage: Eukaryota; Viridiplantae; Streptophyta; Magnoliopsida; Fabales; Fabaceae. Gene Ontology annotation, molecular function: structural constituent of ribosome. The transcript has 5 exons. Gene Ontology annotation, biological process: translation. Gene Ontology annotation, cellular component: ribosome. The record is from RefSeq and is a predicted model, not a curated record.
UUCACUUUUUUCUUCAACCUUACACAGCAUCUAAAAUGAACCAAAUACAAAAACCCUAAUCUCACAAAAACCCCUCUUUCUCUUUCUCCACCACCACCAAUGGCGCUUCUUCUCCGUCUCAAAACCACAAAACCCAAACCCUACUCUUCACCACUCCACCACCUCUUCUCCACCUCCAACUCCGGCGACAAUGACGGCGGCGACGGCGACAAAAGACCCUCCUUCUCCGAGUCCUUACGCCAAGUCAGAAGCUCAUUCAAACAACAACCAACCUCAAACACAACACCUUCCCCUCUCUCUCCCUCGAAACAAAGCGAAUCCUCUGUUGAUAUCAUGAGCAAAAUCCAAAGCUUCCGUUACAAAACCACCGUACCUGAUUCCGAUGAUCUAUUAACUCAGAAGAAGACAAUCUCGUUUCAGGAUAUGUAUAGUAGAAUGCAUAAUCGAUCCAAAGAUUCCGCUGCGAAUAUUGGUUCGGAUUCGUCGAAAACUACCAUUGGUGGUGGUGGGAUUGGACUUGAUGUGAUUCGUGGAAGUUUAAAUCAGCUGAAAAAUGCGCCGAAUCAGACUCCGGUGACGCCGAGGUGGAGACCGAAUAUGUCGCCGGGGAAUAGUGGGACGAGUUUGUUACCAGAUUCAAUGUUUGGGAAGGAGAUAAGGGAUAGGUUAGCGAAGGUGAAUGAUUCAGGGAGUUUUGGUACUGUUAGGUUAUAUAUGCAUGAUGAAUUGGGUGAGAAAUUGAAGAAUUUGAGGCCUCAAGUGAAAGGAAAAGAUUGGUUUUCAAUUGCUGAGUUGAGUGAGAGGUUGAAGAAAGUGAGGGAAAUGGAUGAAAUUGAUGCUAAAUCGAGUAAAUCUAGUGCUGAUACAAAUCAAGUGUUUAACAUUUUGAAAGAUUCUGUUCAACAUAUCAAAGCUAAAGAAGCCGAGAAACCCAAAGCUUCAUUGCAGAGAAUUGAUAUGUUGUCCCUGAUUGGCGGGACUCCAAGCUACCUGUCAAAGCCUCCUAAAGAGCAUCUUGUUGAAAAGUAUUUUCAUCCGGAUAACAUGUCCUCUGCCGAAAAGUUGAAAAUUGAGCUCACAAAGGUUAGAGAUGAAUUUAAGAUGUCCGAGUCAGAUUGUGGCUCUGCUCGUGUUCAAGUUGCGACACUCACAACCAAGAUUAAGCAUCUAUCAUCAGUUCUACACAAGAAGGAUGUGCAUUCUCGGAAAGGUCUGAUAGCAAUGGUUCAAAAGAGGAAAAAGUUGCUGAAAUACCUCAGAAGAACCGACUGGGAUUCCUAUUGUUUUGUUCUCUCUAAGUUAGGUCUACGUGAUAAUCCAGAAUAUACUUAUAAAGCCCGGACUGGUAAAUCGGGUGACGUAGCCAAUUAAAUAAACCCCAACAUAAACUAAUUGAAAAAAAAAAAGAACACCCAGCUGAUUUUAUCCGGUCUGAGUGUUUGACUAGCCAGUUCAAGCAGCUUAGUCAAUGGUUUUCCAUAUUUUGCUUCUACAAGUGUUGUUUCCAUAUAUCCAUGGCUGAAGAAAUGUGUUGCUCCAUUUUCUUUUUUCUGUAUGAAGAUGAGAAUAAUAUUGUUGCCAGCCCAUUAUAUUGUUUUUGCCAGAUCUAGGUUUAAUUUAUGGUAACUGUUGAAUUUCCUAUCAAUUGUUUUUGUGGGAUUUUUUGUUGUCUUUUCCACCGUAAUAUUUCUUGUAUCAUACAUAAUUGGAAAUGGAUAAAUGAAGUUAGGAGAGAAUUCUGUUUGAUUCA